AUGGAAUCGGAUGCGGGUGUGGUGCAAGUAACCAACUUCCGGGGCGGCUUCACCGGAGAGGAUGAUUUGAACAACGGUGAACGUCAGCAGGAUGAGGCAAUCGACUUAAAGCUCAUUUUCAAAGAAUUUGUUGAACGGUUUCGUGUCCAUAACGACCAUUUAUACAUGGCUAUGCUUCGAGGUAACCUUGCAGCAGGGCUUUUUUUUAUGGAAGUGGAAAUGUCACAUAUACAACAAUUUAGCAGUGCUGUAUUUAACGCAAUUCUUUCAACGCCUACACGUGCACUACCAUUAUUUGAGCAUGCUGUUUGGGAGCUAGCGCAGGAACACAAGCUACUACCACCGCUAAGUCGUCGCAGUAGUAUACAGCUUCAACUGUAUUGGGGGGUACCACCCACUCCGCUACGCCUACUUGCUCAAGCCUCUGUUGCUCGUUUGGUAUGUGUAAGCGGCAUUGUUGUUAAGGUAAGUGCCUGUCAUGCCCGAUGUGUACGUGCCGCUAUCCAGUGCACGAGUUGUAGCAGUAAAACAUACAUCAAUGGUGGGAGAAGCGUCGACUUACCUCCGCAUUGCUUAGAGAAUGGUGGUCGUGGGACGGCGACCGGCGGCGCAGGGUUUGGAGGCGGAGUUGGACAGCGUAAAUGUAGACCAAACCCGUACACACUGCUCCCUAUGGAGUGUGAAUACGAGGACCAGCAGAUCAUAAAAGUGCAAGAACUUCCGGAAGAUGUCCCAACUGGUGAGUUGCCACGUCACGUAACGGUUGUUGUGGACCGGUACUUGGUUGACCGUGUGAGUCCAGGGUCUCGGGUGCAGAUUGCUGGCAUUGUCUCCGUGCAGGAGAAGCGCGGGGGUGUGGAAGGAGGUGGUAGAAAGGGAAGUAAAGGGACACGUGCCGCUGCGGGACUUCGUGCUCAAUACCUUCGGUGCGUCGGUCUCAUGUUCAUCACUGCGAAGGACGGUGGAGCUUCCGUUCAAAGCGUCAAUCAGAACUUUUCCUCUCGGGUCCGCUCUCAGUCGCGAAUGGCGUGGCAGGUGGAGGAAGAAGCAGCAUUUCAACGCUUCGCAGAGCAGGGUGAUGUGUACGAGCGACUUGCACAAAGCAUAGAUCCCGCUAUCUUUGGUUUGCAAGACCAGAAGAAGGCGAUUGUUUGCCUUUUGUUUGGUGGUACGAGGAAACGACAGGGUAGUAAUUAUUUACGUGGUGAUAUGAAUGUGCUCUUUAUCGGGGAUCCUUCCACAGCGAAGUCGCAACUACUCAAGUUCACAGAAAAAGUAGCCCCGAUUGGUAUAUAUACAUCCGGUAAGGGAAGUAGUGCAGCUGGUCUAACAGCAUCUGUCAUAUCUAGUGGAAAUGGUGACUUUGUGCUCGAAGCAGGUUCGAUGGUGCUUGCGGAUGGGGGUGUCGUUUGCAUUGAUGAGUUUGACAAAAUGAGGGAGCAGGACCAAGUGGCGAUCCAUGAGGCUAUGGAACAGCAGACUAUAUCCAUUGCUAAGGCUAACCUCACGACGAUGCUUAACAGCAGGACGAGCGUAUUAGCAGCUGCCAAUCCAACGUUGGGUAGUUACGAUCCGCUUCGAUCAAAUGAAGACCAAAUGGACUUUCAGAGUUCCAUCCUUUCUCGCUUUGACCUCAUUUUCAAGGUAAUUGACCCACGUAACCCCGAAGUUGAUAAUAAACUCGCGCAGCACGUGAUCAAUCUACAUAAAGGGGGUAGUGCUCGUCAUUCACAUAGUACGACAACAGCAGUUGUUGAACGUUCUUUCUUCACAAAAUAUAUCUCAUACGCCAGAGCUACUCGUCAUCCCCGUAUUUCAGAGGACGCCAUGUCUGUGCUGCUAGACUUUUACGUUCAUGUUCGUCGUGAGGCACAUCAGCAAACCCUCGAUGCAUUGUCCAACUCCGGUGGGACGAAGGCUCAGACUCCUAUCAUUCAAGUAACUGCGCGCCAGCUGGAGAGUCUUGUGCGAAUAACGGAGUCCAUGGCUCGCAUGCGUCUCGAUGUACUCGCCCACCGCGCAGAUGCGGAAGAAGCUAUACGACUCUUUAAGUCAGCGACGGUGGAUGCAAUCAAGAGUGGUGUGAGUGAUCAAAGUAUGACCGCUGCUCAAAGUGAAUUAGUUCUCCGUAUUGAGGAUGCGUUGCGAAGGCGGGUAGCACUCGGCGCAACGGUGGAACAUAGCCGACUAAUGUCGGAGAUGGCUCGCGUCGGUUUCGAUGUGAAGCUUGUGGAGCGUGCCAUCUAUGCAAUGAUGAAGCGCGAAGAAUUGGAGUGGCGGAGGCAGCGCACCCAAAUUCAUCGGUUACGUUAA
This is a messenger RNA of Trypanosoma brucei brucei TREU927, 2313 nucleotides long. Its product is annotated as minichromosome maintenance complex subunit. Bases 1 to 2313 code for a protein of 770 amino acids. NCBI's taxonomy places the organism in Eukaryota, Euglenozoa, Kinetoplastea, Trypanosomatida, Trypanosomatidae. The transcript has a single exon. Gene Ontology annotation, cellular component: MCM complex; nucleus. Gene Ontology annotation, biological process: double-strand break repair via break-induced replication; DNA replication initiation; DNA replication. Gene Ontology annotation, molecular function: single-stranded DNA helicase activity; 3'-5' DNA helicase activity; DNA replication origin binding. The record is from RefSeq and is a predicted model, not a curated record.